Molecule: messenger RNA, 2471 nt
Organism: Carcharodon carcharias (great white shark)
Lineage: Eukaryota; Metazoa; Chordata; Chondrichthyes; Lamniformes; Lamnidae
Product: ubiquitin-conjugating enzyme E2 D2-like
Exons: 8
Coding region: 440-886 (148 amino acids)
Biological process (GO): protein K48-linked ubiquitination; ubiquitin-dependent protein catabolic process
Cellular component (GO): nucleus
Molecular function (GO): ubiquitin conjugating enzyme activity
Source: RefSeq, a predicted model, not a curated record
GCGAACUCUUUCCUAGACGGUGAAGAGGGCGGAAUGAUCCGACGCUGUGGGGGGAGGGGAAUGUAGUGCCGGCGGCCGCCAUCUUGUGGCGAGAAUCAGGGUCUCGGAGUCCGGGGACCGAGCGGACACCGGGCGGGAACCGAGGCGGACAGGCCUGGACUGGACACCCGGGGGAGGGAGGGGGAGAGAGAGAGAGGAAACAGAACCGGGCAUCACGGAGUCGGGCAUCGGGGUGAACACAACCGGAGCCGGGCACUGGAGGGGGGGUGGGGGGGGGGUUAACCGGAGCCGCCGGGCGGGACAGGAGCCGGCACCGGGGGACGGAGCCGGUCAGCACAGCAACCGCCGCCCGCCCGCCCGCCUGCCUGCCUGCCUGCCUUCAGCCUCCUUUCCCACUGCUCCGACCCCCCUUAGCGGCUGAGGCCGGCCCACCCGCGGGAUGGCGCUGAAGCGGAUUAACAAGGAACUCAAUGACUUGGCUCGUGAUCCUCCAGCACAGUGUUCUGCAGGCCCAGUUGGAGAUGACAUGUUUCACUGGCAAGCCACAAUCAUGGGACCUAAUGACAGUCCAUAUCAGGGUGGAGUCUUUUUCUUGACAAUUCAUUUUCCUACAGACUACCCUUUCAAACCACCCAAGGUUGCAUUUACUACGAGAAUUUAUCACCCAAAUAUUAACAGUAAUGGCAGCAUCUGUCUUGAUAUUCUAAGAUCACAGUGGUCUCCUGCAUUAACUAUUUCUAAAGUUCUAUUGUCCAUUUGUUCACUGUUAUGUGAUCCAAACCCUGAUGACCCAUUAGUGCCAGAGAUUGCACGUAUCUACAAAACAGAUAGGGAAAAGUACAACAGACUAGCAAGAGAGUGGACAGAAAAGUAUGCAGUGCUCUAGGGUAUAACAGAAUAGCCCGAGAGUGGACUCAGAAAUAUGCAAUGUGAUACCUUGGAAUUCAAAUAUCUUGCAUUAUAGCUGAAAUAAACUUUAAAUUACUGAUUUUUGGUUUUCUAUUUGGCUGCUCCCAUAUAAGACCACAUCCUUCAUUCCACCAUCCACAUGCUCUUGAGAAAACAAUUUAGUACUUCCUGCUUCGACAAGAUCAGCUCUCUGAAUUUCUAAUGUACUUUCAUCAAUCAUCUGAAACUCUGACCUCCUUUAUAAAUGGAGCAUGUGUUAAGUGGCCAAUACCUUCAUAAUAACUUGGUUAUGAGACUAAAAGCAUUCCUCGUUGCUGUAACGGUGGUGCUUUUCUUUUUUUUACUUGAAAUUGAAUAGGUCAGCAGUUUAACUCUAUCAUUAAAGGAUUGCUGAUUUGUUGGACAGCAUUUUUAAUUUUCCCCAAAUAAAAUGGCAUUUGAGUUUAUUUACUUUAUGCUCAUAACUUUGUUAUCAUGGUGGAUUGGUACAGGAUGUUAUAGUGUCAGCAUUAAUUAAAAUAUCCUCUGUAUUUUAUGCAUGUGUUAAUAAAAGGAAUGACUUAAGGUUUUUGGUUUUGCGCAGAAUGGAAAUGGAAGUUGCUGUCUCCCUACUUUCCCAAAUGGACUAGCUCAGAUCAUUUUUGUAAAUUUCAUUUAUAGUACUGCUUUUUAAAAAAAAAAAUUACAGCUAUUAGUUAAUCUGUUUUCCAGAACACUUUUACAUGGCACUGAAUUAUGAUUCAAAUCUGUUGGUUGACUGAUCAACUAAUAGCUCAUAUUCAUUGGGUUUUUCUUUUUAAUAAAGUUGCAUAAACCAAUUUUAAGUAGCCUGAAUGAAUGCAGUACAACUUGCUUUCUUUUAGUCAUUUCAACAUAGCUGUAUGUCUUUAGUGUGCAGCAUUUCAGAUUAUUUGUAAAAGUGGGCUGGAGCCUCAAACUGUUUGUGAUGUGCAAAUUGAAAUAUUUUGCAAAACAAUUCUAACUAGUGGUUUUAAAUGCCUUAAUGCUGUAUCUUGAAAUACACUGUUCUACAUCAUGUUCAUGCUUAAUGUAUGAUAACACUGAUUUUUAUUUUUACACUAAAAAGUAAUUCCAGAAAUUAAUUGGCAGAUGUAAGCUUACAGAGCUUUGAUAGGAAUACAGUUUGUACUGUCUAAGCAAUGAGUAGCACACAUGCUGCUAUAAACCAUUUUAUAUAUCUGCUCAAAGCUAUAUUAUGGGAUUGUCACUAGUUUCAACAAUGCAAGUGUUCUUUCUUGAGAGACCAGCUCUUAUCUGUUAAAUGAUAAUUUAGCGAAUGGAAGCCAGGAGUUGCAACUUGAAAUGCAAAUUUUUACCCCAUCCAUCCAUCCACCCACUUUGCACUUGAGUUUUUGCAGUUUAAGAUCUCUCAUUUUAAUUGGAUAAGAGAGGCGGAACAAUUACUUAUCAUUAGUUAUGCUUCAUUUUAAAUUUUUUUCAAAGUGUGGAUAUUUUUGAUACAAGAACUCUUUACGUCUUGAACUGUUAUAUAAACUUGUGUAAAUCUGAAGAUGCAGUAAUUAAAAUAUUACUGAAAUGAA